Messenger RNA from Gymnodraco acuticeps, 3007 nucleotides. RefSeq names its product zinc finger protein 32-like. The coding region runs from base 415 to 1593 and encodes 392 amino acids. Gene Ontology annotation, molecular function: DNA-binding transcription factor activity; RNA polymerase II cis-regulatory region sequence-specific DNA binding. The record is from RefSeq and is a predicted model, not a curated record. The transcript is spliced from 2 exons. NCBI's taxonomy places the organism in Eukaryota, Metazoa, Chordata, Actinopteri, Perciformes, Bathydraconidae. Gene Ontology annotation, biological process: regulation of transcription by RNA polymerase II.
GACCGAGGAGUCGAGGAGGGGGAUUUGAUGAAAUGAGAAAGGGCAAUGGUGAUACACACUCUGUACAGUAGGUGGCGGUAUGCACCUUAAAGUUGUUUGCAAUCCGCCUUUAAAUCGACAGAAGAAGAAGUGAUGCACCGGAAGUGAUGGUCUCGCUCUUUCUAAUGGAACCAGAUCACGUCUCGUGGCUUCUCUCGGUUCUCUCGCUACAUCCAUGGUUCUCUCUCGGUGUUCCUGAGGAAGUGUGUGUGAGCAGCUGAUCCGUCCAUCGUCUGUGUGUCUGGAUGAACCUCUGACUUUGUGCUCUUUCUUCUGAAGCCUUUAGCUCGGACUCUAGAAGCUAGCUUAGCAUGCUAGCUGGUAACACGCUAGCAACACAGAGUGAGAGAAACGGGAAGUGGUGAUUUAGUAAACAUGAGUGUUGUCCUGCUCUCGUUGGUGAAGCAGCGACUCACUGCGGCUGCUGAAGACAUCUUUGUUCUGUUUGAAAGAACGAUAGCAGAGUACGAGGAGGAACUGUCUCGUUCAAAACAGGAGAACGAGAGACACCGGAAACUACUGGACGCUGUUUUACAGCCUCAGCUUCAGAUCCACAGAGCAGACGUCCAGCAGCUGGUGGUGGUUAAAGAAGAGGUUCCCCCUGAACAGCAGGAGUGGAGCUCCAGUCUGGACCAGGAGGACCCAGAGCCCCCCCCACACAUUAAAGAGGAACAGGAGGAACUCUGGAGCAGUCAUGAGGGAGAGCAGCUUCAAGGGCUGGAGGAGGCUGAUAUCACCAAGUUCACAUUCACUCCUGUCCCUGUGAAGAGUGAAGAUGAUGAAGAGAAACCUCAGUCCUCUCAGCUUCAUCAAAGACAAACUGAACACCUGGAAACAGAAGCUGAUGGAGAGGACUCUGGAGGACCAGAACCAGCCAGGAACUCAGAUCCAGAGAGACAUGUACAACCAGAGACUGAGGACAACCCUGGAGACUCUUCUGAACCUGACACUGAAGACAGUGCUGAUUGGAAGGAGACCAGAGAACCAGGUUCAAAGUCUCAGAAAAAUAAACAAAACCCUGUCAGUGAUUCAAUACGUAGUGCAGGAGAGAAUACAUUUGGCUGCUCUUUGUGUGAGAAAACAUUUACACAGAGAGGAAAUUUAAAUCGGCACAUGAGAAUCCACACAGGAGAGAAAACAUUUGGCUGCUCAGUAUGUAAGAAAUCUUUUGGACAGAGAGGAGAUUUAAAGAAACACAUGAGAAUCCACACAGGAGAGAAACCAUUCAGCUGCUCUAUUUGUAAGACAUCUUUUGGACAGAGAGGACAUUUAAAGUACCACAUGAGAAUCCACACAGGAGAGGAACCAUUCAGCUGCUCUAUUUGUAAGACAUCUUUUGGACAGAGAGGACAUUUAAAAUACCACAUGAGAAUCCACACAGGAGAGAAACCAUUCAGCUGCAGUGUUUGUGAAAAAAGAUUCACCCGGAGAUAUCUGGUCAAAAUCCAUAAGUGUGUUGGUCGUCAGUCCUCACAGCUUCAUCAAACUCAAACUGAGGAGAACGGAGAGGCAGAGCCUCCAGCCAGCAGCUCAGCUGAACACAUGGAAACAUAAGCUGAUGGAGAGGACUGUGGAGGACUAGAACCAGCCAGGAACUCAGAUCCAGAGAGACAUUUACAACCAGAUACUGAGGACAACCCUAGAGACUCUUCAGAACCUGACCCUGAAGACAGUGAUUAUUGUUAGGUUCAAACUCUUUGAGUUAGUCCCAGUAAAUGUGUAUAACGCGAUACCUGCUCGAAAUGUGUUAAAACAUCAUUGCUCUAAGUGAAGUCUGAAUGUGUAUUAAAACAAAUAUUAAGCACAGAAACAAGUCCAUUGUGCUCUAAUGACACCAAAGUAACCAACACUUAUGGCAACACUGACAAAGAACCAAAGCCAGCCAAGAACAUGACUUUAGCUUCUCCUGACCCUGAAAUCAGUGGUGAUUGGAAAGAUCUGUUAUUCCGGUUAAACACUCUAAACCAGUGGUUCUCAACUGGUCAGGCCUCGGGACGCACCUUUUUCCUUUGUCAAUCAAUCGCGACCCGACAUUUGCUUUUCAGCAGACAAAAUCAAUUAAAGUGAAGUACAGUGCAUAUAUCCCUUAUAUCCCUUCACAGAACUAAAGUAUGCUUUUAAAAAAGGUUUAAUGAGAUGAUGGAAUCAAAGCUGAACUGUAUAACAUAAAAAGGCACACAUGCUAAAAACCCAACCCCAGUAGGGGGGUCUGGGGGGAUUUUCUCCCAGGAGAUUUUUUUGAAAUGCUAACAUAUAAACUACGCAUUCUGGCAGGGCCAUCCCUGGCCAUUUUGUGGCCCCACGCAAAGUCAUAUGAUGAGGCCCUCCGUGUCGCAGCGGCAAAACUGUGCCGCGCUUUCACUAAUUGAGCCGCAUAACGGUGCGCUCAGUUGAGGGCCCCACGUGAUCUGAGUGUAGGGAGGGACGGCUCUGCAUUCUGGUACACUCUGAGAAGAAAAUAAAUAAAUCUAUUAGGCUACUACCCGACAUAUUAAUAAUAUUUGAUGCCAUUGUUUGUGUUUCACUUUGUUCUGAAGCUGAACUUGCUGCUCCUCACAGAGAGAAGAGUAAAGAGGAGAUGGUCUGUGUGAAUUACUUUAAAUUGUGGGUAAGGGUAGAUAGCUCCCAUUGUACUGUGACCUGUCAAUCAUCAAACCGGGGGUCAUAUUUCAUUAUGUGUUCAUUUGUAUCUGAAGUUGUACCCAUGGGUGUAUGAGUGUGGGCAAAUAUUACGCCUGAAAGACAGUCUGAAGAGACGUGAGAAUUCACAUGGGAGAAGCCAUUUGGUUUCUCAGUUUGUGACCAAAAACAUAGACAUAAAAACCAAAGUGAAUCUCCCUUUGAACAAGAAAAAGCAACGGCUGAUCUCUUAUCGUUUAGUUGAUAUCACUAGCUAAUGUGAGUUACAUUUCAUCCUGAUGCUUUUGAAGAAUCGUUGUUAAUAAAGUGAACUCUUUUUGAAAAGGAA